AUGAGUGAGCAAGCAAAAUCAGCAUCCACACCUGAAGAAGGAGGAAAUGAUCAAGAGUUUUCACACUUGGUUGAACCUAUAGCUGACACGCAGCCCAGUGAUGAACAACUUCAACAAGAGGAGCCACAAAUUGAGAAUCAGGAUAUUAUACCUAGUCAAGAGCCAGAAGAUGCAAGAGUAUCUGAGGUUCAAGGGCCUGUCCUGGAGGCUGAGCAACAGGAACUGACUCUGGAAGACACUAGGGAUCAGUGUGGAGAUGGUCCUGACGUCAUGGAGCAUAUUCUAUCAAAUUUGGAGCCUAUUAUAGUGCCAGAAGCAGGUGAAGGGCAACCUUACCUGUAA
Molecule: messenger RNA, 342 nt
Organism: Myotis myotis
Lineage: Eukaryota; Metazoa; Chordata; Mammalia; Chiroptera; Vespertilionidae
Gene: PAGE2B
Product: PAGE family member 2B
Exons: 4
Coding region: 1-342 (113 amino acids)
Source: RefSeq, a predicted model, not a curated record